AUGCCUGCUGACCAACUCCUCUUAGAACAUCACAGUCAGAAUGCACAAUGGAGGAAGGAGGGCGAGAACGGGAAGUACGAAGAGUUUAAGGAGGAGUGGUUCACUCAACCUUUAAACCAUUUCUCACCUGAACACGCAAACACGACAUUUGAACAGCGCUAUUGGGUCAACAGCCGUCAUUACAAAGCCGGAGGCCCUGUCAUUAUUCUCGACGGGGGCGAGACUUCCGGGGAAGACCGGCUUCCGUUUCUUGACACGGGAAUAGUUGACAUAUUAGCCAAAGCGACGCACGGGCUUGGAAUUGUUCUAGAACAUCGUUAUUACGGGAAGUCCAUCCCCGUCCAGAACUUUUCCACAGACGCUCUUCGAUUCUUGAAUAAUGCUCAGUCAUUACAAGAUUCUGCCCAAUUCAUCUCAAAUUUCCAAUGGGAAGGAGUGGGCCUUUCAGGGUCCAAGAAUGGGACAAAAUGGAUAUACUAUGGAGGUAGCUAUGCAGGGGCGAGGGCUGCGCAUAUGCGGGUGCUUUAUCCCAACAUUGUAUGGGGCUCCAUUGCCUCUAGCGCCGUCACGCAUGCUGCGAUUGACUAUUGGGAGUACAACGAGGCUAUCCGCCUGACGGCUAAUCAGACGUGUAUUAGACUCCUCGUUUCUUCGGUAGAAUACAUUGACACCUUGUUAUCGUCACACGUACCAUUCGUGUCAAGAAAUCUCAAAGCGUUGUUUGGCCUGGACGCUCUCGAUACGGAAGAUUUUGCUUCGGUUCUAUCGGAGCCUUUGGGCUAUGUCCAGAUGCAGAACUGGGACCAUCCAUCUGGAAGCGGAGGAAGCGAAGGCGAUCCUGAUGGCGAGGGGGUUUCAUUAUGGAGUAGGUUUUGUGGCAUAUUAGGCGAGGGGAAUGGUGUUAGGAGCAAAUGGGCUUGGGUUCGCAGGAGAGCCGCGACUCAUAACUAUGCGAAAUGGAUCAAAGAGGAGAUCGUUUCUAAUUGCGCUGAUGGGAAUGUGACACGCUGUUUCGGAACCUCGGACGCUUCGAAAUAUCGAUCCACUGAUCUUCAACAUACUUGGCGUGCGUGGGUUUGGCAGGUUUGUAAUGAAUGGGGAUAUUUUAUCGGAGCGCCACCAGACCCAUUGUAUCCUCGAAUCGUCUCAAAGUACUUGACCCUUGAUUAUACAUCUCAAAUAUGUCGACAGGCUUUUCCUGAUGGCCAAUGGGCUCGAGUCCCUGAGUGGCCGAAUGUCACAGCAGUGAACGUUCUUGGAGACUACAACCUAGCUGAGGAUCGACUUGCCUUCGUCGACGGAGAUGAGGACCCCUGGAGGCCCGCGACGCCUCACAGCUGGCAUGCCACACCGAGGAGAGAUUCGAUCGUCCGCCCUUUCAAGAUCAUUCACUCAGCGGUCCAUCACUAUGAUGAAAACGGACUCAGGGACCAUAGCAAAGAGCCAAAACGCAUUCAGACAAUCCACGAGCAGGAGGUUAAGUUUGUGAAGAGCUGGCUCGAGAUGGCAUAA
Molecule: messenger RNA, 1512 nt
Organism: Cantharellus anzutake
Lineage: Eukaryota; Fungi; Basidiomycota; Agaricomycetes; Cantharellales; Hydnaceae
Product: peptidase S28
Exons: 11
Coding region: 1-1512 (503 amino acids)
Biological process (GO): proteolysis
Molecular function (GO): dipeptidyl-peptidase activity; serine-type exopeptidase activity
Source: RefSeq, a predicted model, not a curated record